UAUGGUCCAAAGGAGUGCAGCCGCUUGUGUUCAUCCUCAAGUCUCACGUUUUCAGGUGCACACAGUUUUUGGUAUACAAUUCACUUGCGACACUGUGUUGACGCUGGUUCUGUACCGUAUACUGAAACAUAUUGAGUUUGAUGCUUUCGCCGAAUUGUCAAGAAGUAUCAAUGUAACUUUUAGAAACGAUGGCUGGAGUGUUUGAUAUAGAGCUACAUGAAGAAGAUGUUGAACAAGACUCUGAAGAUGAUAUAACGAUAGAGGGCCCAUAUGAUCCACAUCUGAAUAUAAAUGACAUCACAGAGUCUGAAGGUGUAGAGACUGUGCAGCUUUCAGAACAGAAUGUUAAUCCCGGUAGUGAGAAGACUGGUCCACAAGACUUUGAGCUUCGAAAAGUGCUUGGUAAAGGUGGUUAUGGUAAAGUGUUUCAGGUUCGGAAGGUGACAGGUAAAGAUGCUGGUACCAUAUUUGCCAUGAAAGUGUUGCGGAAAGCUUCUAUUGUCCGAAACCAAAAAGACACUGCACAUACAAAGGCUGAGAGAAAUAUACUGGAAGCUGUGAAGCAUCCAUUCAUUGUGGAGCUGAUGUAUGCAUUCCAAACUGGAGGCAAACUGUAUCUCAUACUGGAAUACCUUAGUGGUGGGGAACUCUUCAUGCACUUGGAGCGUGAGGGUAUAUUUCUAGAAGAUACUGCCUGUUUUUAUCUGUCCGAAAUAAUUCUGGCAUUAGAACACUUACAUAUACAAGGAAUCAUUUAUAGGGAUCUGAAGCCGGAAAAUAUUCUGUUAGAUGCACAGGGACACGUAAAACUGACAGACUUUGGUCUGUGUAAGGAACAUAUCCAAGAAGGCAUAGUGACACACACAUUUUGUGGCACAAUUGAGUAUAUGGCUCCAGAAAUCCUAACACGAAGUGGACAUGGAAAGGCAGUAGACUGGUGGUCACUGGGUGCAUUGAUGUAUGAUAUGUUGACGGGAGCGCCACCAUUCACAGCUGAGAACCGCAAGAAAACAAUAGAAAAAAUCUUGAGGGGGAAACUAGUUUUACCACAGUACCUUACACCUGAUGCUCGGGAUCUGAUACGCAAGCUCCUUAAGAGGCAAGUGAACCAGCGACUGGGUUCAGGUCCAGGAGAUGGUGAAGCCAUAAAAAUGCACCCCUUUUUCCGGCAUAUCAAUUGGCUUGAUGUGCUUGCACGGAAAUUGGAACCACCAUUCAAGCCUUCUUUGAGUAGUGAAGAUGAUGUAUCCCAAUUCGAUACAAAGUUUACGAAGCAGACACCAAUUGACUCACCAGACGAAUCCACUCUGAGUGAGAGUGCUAACCUUGUAUUCCAGGGAUUCACUUACGUGGCACCUUCAGUACUAGAAGAGAUGUACAAGCCACCACGCAUUGUGAAAGCCAGAUCACCCAGGAAGUCUGCAUUUCCUGCUCCAUCACUUAGACAGCCUUUCAGCCCCAGGCACAAUCAUCAUUUAGCUCCAAAUUUUGGCUUCCACCAAAGACCAGCAACAAAUGACUACCCCAUGGGAACUCCCAGCCAAGAUGAGAUGAUGGAGGCCUAGGCUGUUUUGACGCACUUCAUUUGAUUCUGAGUUGUGUUCAUUCAGUGCUUAUCAUUCUGGUCAGCCACUUUCGAUCAUUGGAGCAUGAACUACCUGUCUACACAGAGGUUGGUAACAAUCGCAUAGUUGCACUAUCUUCUCUGGUGCUCCUUCUGCUCUCUCUGAAUGUUUGAAUUCAGAAUUUCAGCCAUGUAAUGAUAUGCUUGGAAUUAAGACCCUCUUUAGUUAAUAGAAGCAUGGAAAUUUGUGUCACGAUGGCUAUGUAAAUUAUUGUCACAGAGAAUGGACGCUGUCUCGUACAUUAUUUUUUACAAUGCUUGCACAGAAGAUUUUUGUAAAUAAAAAAAACUUUAUCUUAUCUGUAAAUGUAACCAUUCUGAGGGGCAGUAGGAUGUGGUUAACAUGUGAGAUUCUGCAACUCUUCCCCAGCUCUGUCAGUAACAUUCAGGAAUGUAUAUGUCGACACACAUUGUCAGAGCAUGUAUACCAGUGCCACAGCCUACUCAAGCUAAGCUCAGGGAUGUAUAUCUUUUGGUAACCUCUAUAUGCAGUUCCAGUAUCAAAGGAAAAAUUUACCACAUUUUUUCCUGAAAAGCUGCAGUUAUGUGACUUGCGCUGAAUAGCACAAUUGGAUAUGAGCCAGCACCAUUCAUUUUUACAUUUGUACAUUUCCAGCAUUGCAUAAUAUCUGCAUUUCUAAAAGGUUACUGUUUCUAAUACGUAAGUGAAACUAUAAAAUUGUGCAUCCUGUCCAAGGAUAUUCUGUUGACAUAGGGAAUGUAAUUGUGUAACUGAACUGUAGAUGUAUGUUUUGAAUUUUGUUUACCUCAUUUAUUUACAGAAUCAUCCUUUAUAAUUUUAUUGGAAUUUUGAAGUGAAUUCUAUAUACAUAUAUAUAAUUUGUUUUUAUUUUUAGUGUUUAUAUUUAUGACAAUAAUGUUAAAACAUGAAAAUGCCAUAUAAAGAGAACAAAGUGAAAAGUUAAAUCCUGUUGCUGAAUUAUUGUAAAUAAUUUUUUUACGAACUGGUAAUACCUCUUGAAGCAAUAAAGUUGUGUUCACCAGAAGGCAAUCAUUUUGUAUACAUGGUAUUGAGGGACAGAGAGAAAUCUAAUUUAUAACUGCAAAAAUAUUAGGAAUGUUCACACCUUUUUUUCUCUUCAGUGUAAUAGCGUUUAGAAUUCAGGGAUUUUUUUUCCUUUUGCUCAUUUUUAUGUUAUAAUGCAACUGAUAACUGAUGGAGUUUCAUCACAAUCUUCCAUAUGUUGUGAACCCAUAGAUACAACAGCAUUAUGUCACAGAGAGCAGUCACUUUUAGAACUGCCAAUUUAACUUUUUUAAAGCUAUUUGAAGUAUGUAACUUGUUAAAGAAAUGUGAAGAAGCUUC
Molecule: messenger RNA, 2951 nt
Organism: Schistocerca serialis cubense
Lineage: Eukaryota; Metazoa; Arthropoda; Insecta; Orthoptera; Acrididae
Gene: S6k
Product: ribosomal protein S6 kinase beta-1
Exons: 12
Coding region: 189-1565 (458 amino acids)
Biological process (GO): signal transduction; protein phosphorylation
Molecular function (GO): ATP binding; protein serine/threonine kinase activity
Source: RefSeq, a predicted model, not a curated record